AUAAACCACCCUCAUCGAGAACGUCUUUGUGAGACGGCGAUCUCGUUUUAGAUUCCUUACAGCAUGGCUACUCCUAAGCCUGCGCUUUUGGCGAUCUCCUUCACCUUGCUCGUCGCUUUCGCCAGCGCUGCGGCUCCUGCCGCCACUCCUGCAAAGGGCGCUCCUGCUACUCCUACUCCAGCUCCUGCGAAGAGCACUCCUGCGCCAUCCACUCCCUCUCCUUCCACCCCUGCACCUGUCGUCAUUCCUCCCGGCAAGGCCGCCAUCAACAGCCCCACUUUGAACGAGAAGCCCGACCAGAGCAGCAAGAAGGACGAUGGGCUCAUGACGCAAGUCCCCGCGGACAUCGCGAAGCAAGCCGCGACGGGCAAUGCGGCCGGCGUCACAUACGUCGACACGGCGCAGGAUUCCAUGUUCAUGGCCGAUGUUAAGAAGGCCGGCUGGAACGCGCAGAAAUGCCCGCCUGGACUUAACAAGGAGCGCGCGUCGGCGUGCACGCCCAAGAACUGCUCCCGGGGUGGAAUCCCCGCCAAGUGGAAGACUUCGUACCUGCAGAAGAGCAAGCUCGGUUACGAGCUGUACCAACCUGGUAACCCGCUGACGAUCACGAAGGCGAACCCCGCGUCGUGCUGUAACACGUGCGCCGGGAUGCCCCAGUGCACGUACUGGCAGUACAUCCCCGAUAUUACCAUCGACGGGAAGAAGGGCAAGGGCGCGUGCUUCCUCAUCCACGACAAAAUCGACUUUACCUGCGGAGAAAUGACGGCGCAGUAUUCGACGGAAACCAAGCCCGUGCCGCUGCAGGUGCGCAUCGGCGGCGAGUGCAACCCGCACCCGAAGGUCCUCAACGACCCGCAUCUGGUGGGAGCGCACGGCACGCACUUCGACUUCAACGGCCGCCCCGACAAGGCGUUCUGCCUGCUCACGGACCGCAACCUGCACGUGAACAUGCGCUCCGCGGGUACUACGACAGAGGACCGAGAACGCUGCGCUCGUGGUCGACGGAAAGGCGGUUCACACCUGGAUUAA
Closterium sp. NIES-67 is the source of this 1029-nucleotide messenger RNA. NCBI's taxonomy places the organism in Eukaryota, Viridiplantae, Streptophyta, Zygnematophyceae, Desmidiales, Closteriaceae. The record is from the annotation of a GenBank genome assembly.